AGGCAGAAUGUAAAAUUGAUUCAAAGAACAUUUAAAUAUAAACACAAUGGCAGAAGAACCUUCCCUGGAUACAUCACCAGGUAUGACAGAAAUAGAGAGGAAAGUUGAGGAGCUGGAGGAACUGUUUAAAGACAGGUACACAGAGAAUGAUCAGGACUACAUGAAGACAGUAUCAACCCCAUUACCUGACCCACCAUGUAUCAAAAACUGGUUUGUCAGACAACAGAGAGGGAACUGGAACAGAGGAGGAGGAGGAGGAGGAGGAUAUAGGGGUUCUGGAGACAGACAAUAUGAUAAUCGUAAUAGAGGCAAUUACCAUGGUAACAGAGAUUCAGGGGACAGACGUUAUGAUGAUCGCAAUAGAGACAAUUACCAUGGCAACAGAGAUUCAGGAGACAGACGUUAUGAUGAUAGAAAUAGAGACAAUUACCAUGGUAAUAGAGGUGGUUACCAUGGCAACCAAGGACAAGAUCAUCAUUCACAUAGAGGUGGCCGCCAUCAAAGUAAUGAUAACUAUGGGAAUCGUGGGCGACAUGACCAGAGAUAUAAUCCUUAUUAACUUGUUGUCAGUGCCAUGUGAAUUUCACAUUUAUCCACCAUUUUGAAUAAUAGUGCUGUAAUGAAUCAUUUUGUAUACCAUCUCAUCUUGUCCAUAAAAAGCUUGUGUUCAGUUCAAAUGCAUAUACAUGUAGUUAGAUGUUGUUUUCUUUUUUAAGAAAUAAAUUUAAUGUUUUCUAAAUA
Messenger RNA from Mytilus trossulus (common blue mussel), 741 nucleotides. Its product is annotated as RNA guanine-N7 methyltransferase activating subunit-like. The transcript has 2 exons. Gene Ontology annotation, biological process: RNA 5'-cap (guanine-N7)-methylation. The coding region runs from base 47 to 559 and encodes 170 amino acids. Gene Ontology annotation, molecular function: RNA binding. The record is from RefSeq and is a predicted model, not a curated record. Lineage: Eukaryota; Metazoa; Mollusca; Bivalvia; Mytilida; Mytilidae.